Messenger RNA from Strongylus vulgaris, 528 nucleotides. NCBI's taxonomy places the organism in Eukaryota, Metazoa, Nematoda, Chromadorea, Rhabditida, Strongylidae. The record is from the annotation of a GenBank genome assembly.
AUGAAUUCUUUGGACCAGAAUGGAUCGGUCGUACAAAAAGGGAAAGCAAAUCCUUUUGUAUCUUUGAAUGCAGGAACGAAAAGACUCAUCAACAACAUAUGCAUGAAAAGCCAAAGGAAUAUGAUUAAAUUCGUAGAGAUGGCAGUUUGUAUAACGUCACUAGUCCUAGUUGCGAUUUCAAAUCCGGUCUGGAAUGAAAGGGACAUGGUUUUGCUCGUGUGCUCUGUUGCCUUGCUUGGAUCUUUCGCCUUUUUAGUCAGCUACAUCUUCGCUUUUGAUGAGCUUAUCUCAUCGACUCCAUGGUUCAUAGUUGAAGCCACAUAUGGUAGCGUUUUUGCUGUUGCUUUAUUUACCUGUGCACUAGCCUUCCUCAUCAUAACCUCUUCUCAUUGGGCCGACGUCAAUCCCUUACGGCAAGCAAUAGCUGCUUUCGCUGCUGUCAGGUUCAAUGCUUGUUUGUUCACUACUGCACGUUAUCGAUGUUUUGCUAUUGAUCAUAAAUUGGAAGCGAUAUUCUUGGGAUCCUAA